Hibiscus syriacus is the source of this 294-nucleotide messenger RNA. Its product is annotated as cold shock protein 2-like. Bases 1 to 294 code for a protein of 97 amino acids. The transcript has a single exon. Lineage: Eukaryota; Viridiplantae; Streptophyta; Magnoliopsida; Malvales; Malvaceae. The record is from RefSeq and is a predicted model, not a curated record.
AUGGCGAGGGAUUCGUUCAUUGCAGUUGGUGGCAAUGACCCGAAAGAAGCAGGAGGGCUCAUGAUGUAUAGCUCUACAGGGCUGCUCUUACUUUCCAUGAUUAUUUUCUCCCUCUCUGUAAUUUCAAUGAUCAUUUUCGCCUGUGGUGAUGAUGGAAAGCCUCGCAGAAAAACUGGUUUUGCGGGCAGUGGCUAUGUAGGUGGCGGUGGUGGAGGAGGCGGCGGAGGUUGUGGAGGUGGAGGUGGCGGCGGCGGCGGAGGUUGUGGAGGUGGAGGCGGCGGCGGAGGUUGCUGA